AUAGGGGGCACAUAGAGUCUAUCAGGCGAUGUAUGUUAUGUAACGCGGAGCUUAUUAUCUAUAGUUAUGAAUGAUACUAGAUACUAAAGAAGUUUCAUCCCCAUACUUCUUCAGUUUGAAAUUGCGACAUCUCAACCGUCAUUCAGUGACAUUUCGCAAGUGAUAAAUUAAUAUGAUAUAAUUGAUGAAGUUAUAUUUAAAUGGUAUUUUAUAUUGUGAAGCGUAACAGGAGUGUAUAACUACGAUGAAACACUAACGUUUAAACGAGUGGGUUUUGUGUAACAGGGUCUUUGUUGGUUCGAUUCCUCUAACGAAAUCCUAUCUACCUUUUUCUACAGGACACAGGUUGCCCUACACACUAUAACACCGUUAUUGAAAGUGAAACAGAGAGUUGUGUAAGGUGUCGUGGAAGAGUAGCUUCUGAUACGACAGUGUAUUGUUUAAAUGUGACAAGAAUUGAUACAGGUUAAAUAAAGGGCUAAAUCUAAGAUAUACGUAUAUAGCUAUAUAGACCGAAUGUGGUGUUAAAGAUGGCGGCGCCCAUACCCGAUUUGACUGUACUACAGGAUGUGGCGGGACCAAGCAUCCUCGACGCACUCAAAACUAAUCAUGAACGUGAAGUCAUUUACGUAUAUAUUGGUGAUAUAUUGUACAGCAUUAACCCUUGCAAACCCAUGCCUAUAUACGGUCCAGAGAUAGGAUAUGGUUACUGUGGAUUAAAAGAAUUAGAAGAUAGAUUACCACAUAUCUAUGGUACAACGCAUCGAGUGUAUAAACAUCUAACUUGUCAUAACUUACCACAAUGUGUUUUAUUACGCGGAUACUCAGGUUCAGGUAAAACUGAAAGCUGUAAAAUGGUGAUAUCUCAGUUAGUUAGAGAAUCAGAAAAUAUCGCUAGUACUCCUACUGGUACCAUUGGUACCAAACUUACAGAGGCGAUGCAUCUGCUGGAUGCGUUUGGUAACGCUUCAACUCAACUCAAUGAAAAUGCCAGUAGAUUUACUAAAGCUGUUGAUAUUUUAUUUGAUGAACGAGGAAUACUUGUUGGAGCAAAUAUAGAAGUUCAUCAUUUAGAGAAAUGUCGUGUUUUAUGUCCGUGGGAAGAAGAAUGUAAUUUUAACAUAUUUUAUCAUUUACUAGCAGGAUUAUCAACAUCAGAAUUACGUAGUUUCCAUUUACAGGGAGAAUAUAGAUUAAUCUCACCUAUACCUAAUAAACCUGUAUUUCAACAAGAAGCUGAGUUUGAGUUUCACAAAGAAAGGUUUAACUAUGUGAAAGAAACGAUUGAAACGUUAGGUCUAAAUUUCCAGUUGACCCGAUACAGAAUUGACGAUCUGAAGCUUAUAUUCGGUUUAUUGGCGGCCAUGCUUCACCUGGGUAACAUACAAUUCUAUACAGAUCCGACAGGUGGCAGUGCUGUAGCUAAUUAUCAAGAAUUAGACAUGGCUUCCAGACUUCUGCUUGUAAAUCCCCAAGAGUUAUCUUCCUUAUUUUCAUCUGUAACCACGUAUGUUCAUGGUCGUCCUGUAAACAAAGGAACUACACGUGAAGAAGCAGCUGGAAUUAGAGAUGUUUUAUUACAAUCUGUUUAUAACAGACUCUUUGAUUGGUUGAUUUACCACAUUAAUAUUUCCUUAUAUCCAUCCGAGUUACAUAUAGCAGAUCUCCAGUGUAUAACCGUUGUGGAUCCACCCGGGUUUGAGGCUAGAAGUCAGAACAGUCUAGAACAACUUCAUAUCAAUUUACUGUCUGAACAGUUACAUCAGUACAUUAAUGAUGCAAUCUUCUCCAAAGAAUAUGAAGACUGCAAGUUCGAAGGUGUUGGUCACCCAACGGUUGUUUACUGGAAUGAUAAUAAAGAGUUGCUGGAAUUAUUAGAUUUGAGAGGUGUUGUUGGUAUGAUAGAGACUAUUAGCGCACAACCAACAGGUAACGACAUUGUCCUCCUAGAACGACUGAAUAAAACCAUGAAAAAGAGGAAACGAUACACAGGAAACAAAAUAGGAACUUAUUUUACUAUACAUCAUACACCAGCUACCGUAAAUUAUAGUGUUAAUGAUAUCAUCAGAAAGAAUCGAGAUAACGUACCAAUAGUUAUCAAUGACGUCAUGUCUAGAAGUACUAACCCUCUUGUUUCACAAUUGUUCUCGGAUACAUCGAAUGAUAACCAGAUGACUCUCUCCCAAAAGUAUCAGCUGUCCAGUAGUAAGCUGAUAGAAAAAAUGAGUGGAAAACAGUUACAUUUAAUAAGUUGCAUCAAACCUAAUCCUGGAACAGAGCCCGGUUAUUUUGAUCCUGCUUAUGUAAUGAAACAACUGGAGGUGACGUCAGCUAUAGAACUAGUUAAGAUCAGAAGAAAUGGUUACUCAGUUAGAUCGUCGCAAGAUGACUUUCUCUAUCGAUAUAAGUUUAUAGGACUGCCAUUGACAGCCAGUAUUAGAUCAUUACCAGAAGCUUGUUGUCGUAUUAUACAACGAUGCGGUUUAACAUCACCUCAUAUUUUAGUAACCAAGUCUAUGGUAUUUAUGCAGUAUUACCAUGUAGACAGAUUAAAUGAACGUUUAGCUGAAGAAGUUAGAAAAGUUAUUAUAGUACAGAGUUGUAUCAGGCGAUAUUUCGUUCUUAAAUUUAUACGUCGUCUUUUACGUAGAUCUGGUCGCAGAGACUUUACAAGACAGGAGAGACAUAGUAGACGAGAUGACCGGGGAUAUUAUGGUGGAAGAUCUAGAGAUCAAAUAAGCCGUCGAGAUAAUGGUUAUACUAGAGAGGGGUAUUUUAAUGGAGAAGAAUAUAAUUCUGUGAUACCAUCAACUUUAACAGGACUCACAAGAUUUUACCAGGAUCAACUAGAUCGUGUAUUAGAGAAAAGAAACAGCCUGGACCCCAUCACGUGGUGUAAACUGGUAUAUUUAGAGAGAGAUAAAGAAUUGGCCAAAUUUUACAUCACAGAACAUGAUAUACGAAUAGACGGCAGCCAUGAGGAGUAUGAUGUUCAAAAUAUAGGCCUUGGUAUUUUCCGUAAUCCGAUUCGUGAUGACGAGACCCGAGCAAUUAGAUCGUACAUAAGAGAGGGAUUGACUUUAAAACGAGAUCCGGACGGAAAUAUAUGGGCAACACGUCAUUGCGACGAAGAUAUAAUUGUCCAUGGUUACAGAGAUCCAGCCAAUCACUGUCUAUCUGCUGAUAUCAUCAUAAACCGUGGCAGGAUUCCCUUCAGAAAUCCGAUAAAGAUAUUUGACGUAAAUGAACUAAAAGGCCAUAUAGGUCUAGAGAUGCAGUCAUCCAUGUUUAAUAAAGAUCGACUUCUACAUCUGUGUAUCGUCUGUUUGAGUUUUGUUACCGAGGGAAGGGAAAUGUUAGAGACGCCAUGUUGGUUGUGUGUAAUAAACCUAAUUGCUAUAGAUAUGGUGGAAAGUCCGGGUGUUCUUAAAGAAGUACAAAACCACCUAACACAGUUAAAGUUAGAAUCUAGAGACUAUCGAGAAAUACGACAGGAAGAAAAUAUAUUACACAAUGAAAUAAAACAAAGGCAUCAGCGGCCAUCAUGGUCUAAAUCAAAUCAAAGGAAAUCCCUAGAGUUCCGUGAAUCCUCACCUUCUAAACUACGUAUGGAACUGAGAAAAAAGGGACAACCUAUCAAACAACACAUGAACUAUAGUUGGAAUGAACAAUACCAAAAUAAAAAUAAAAAGUCGUUGGAAGAGUUACAGAAUCAAUUCUCAGACGAGACACCAGCAGUCGAUUACUAUGAUCAGUCUUACGCCAGGGAGCAGCCAUAUAACCAACGUAGCAUCCAGUUAAACGGGCGAGAGGGAUACGGUCAAUCACAGCGUAAAGAUUGGGCUAAGAUCAAGGUUCAUUUGAAAAAAGAUGACGCACGUUUAGAACAUGAAUAUCAGUAUGAUAGAAGGCCGUCUCAUAUCAUGUAUUAAUAACAGACAUUAUUGGGUAAUUUCCCUCUUUGAUAUUGUAAUAUAAACGGGUGACGUCAUAAUAUCAAAGGUACCACAUUGGGGCCAUAAACCUUUAGCUAUAAUUAAGGUAACUGAAACGUGUGACAUAAGUGACAGUAACAGCUCGAGUUGGAUUGGAUGUGCAGUAUUGGUGUACUGGUUGUUUUAUGUACUACUAAGCAGCAAGAGUUACAGUCUGAUAGACGUCAUGUACCUUUAAUUUAUGGAAAAGAAGCAACCCUGCAACCAAAAUAACGACAUCAAGUAAAUAAAACCGGAGCCUUGUUAGCCUUAAGUUACCUAUAUAGAUUUAGCGAUCAUAAAUUAUACGAAAGGACGUCCAACAUGAUGUGAUUGAAUAGCAACUACGUUGACUUUAAUUGCGGUAUACCCAUUUGAUUUGGCUGAAAAAAAAUCCAAAAUUAGCCCACUUAGAUGAAGAACAAGAAAUCGCGUCAAAUCGAAACUUAUUUUUUUACCGCCCGGCAGAGAUCUCAUAAGUUCUCUUUAAUAUUAUAGUUCGUACUAACUAUCUGUAUGAAUUCUGCUGUGUUUAAAGUUGCUCAUAGUCAAGGUAUUAUGCAUUUUUCAUACAAUAUUUUUUUUUACACUCUGAUAUGUAUUUGACAUUUAAUCAAGAAAUCAAACAAUCAACGGUAGAAAAUCUCCAGGCUUGGAUUUAACGGGAUUAAAAUUGGGCCCAUUAGACAGGUGGCACUGUAUGUUGACAAAUUGUCAAUCCACCAUCUUAUUAUGUUAGUACAUACAGAAGGGAAUUAAACCAUGUAUACAUUGAUGUUCAUAUUAGAAAUUAAACUUUCACAAUAAUGUAGUUUGUAAUGGAUUGACAAUCGCCUAAAUGACGACCAGAUACUAUAAUAUUUUGUUUUUAAAAUUUCUUACUAAAUGUUAUUAUGUAAUUAUUUAAUAAAGAGUACACAACUACAUGUACACAAAAUGGUUGCGCCAAUCACCACCGAAUCACGUAAAUUUGUAUUUUGCUUCCGACUAUAUUGGCGCAACCAUUUUGUGUACAGUUUUAAUCAAGUGCAAUUUAAUUCAGAUCACUUAAGAUACAAUUUCAAUUAUACUAAAGUAUGUAUGAUUUGCAAAUCAAAUGUUAUAAUCUGCAAUAACUGAUUUGAAAAAUGUAUGAAAACGUAUGACUCUUCAUCGCUCACAAAUAUGGCACCCAUAAAAUGGCAGAAUGUGAGGGUGGCGAUUUAAUAUUCAAGUAUUAGAAUGUAAAAAAUAAACUUUAUUUUAAAAAAUAUAAGUAUCCUUGAUUGGAAAAUAGAAUAAUUAAUAAAUAAUGAUUAUAUUAUA
Patella vulgata (common limpet) is the source of this 5279-nucleotide messenger RNA. Its product is annotated as unconventional myosin-IXAa. Gene Ontology annotation, biological process: regulation of DNA-templated transcription. Gene Ontology annotation, molecular function: ATP binding; protein binding; cytoskeletal motor activity. The transcript has 26 exons. The record is from RefSeq and is a predicted model, not a curated record. Gene Ontology annotation, cellular component: myosin complex. Bases 531 to 3932 code for a protein of 1133 amino acids. NCBI's taxonomy places the organism in Eukaryota, Metazoa, Mollusca, Gastropoda, Patellidae.